CGUCUGCCUCCUGGGCAUGGCUCUGUCGCAGGAGCGUCGAGUGAGCAACGACGGUGGAGGCGAACCAUCGUUGUACUUCGUCGACAAUCCCGAGGACCAGAAGGCCGUGGAGGGCCAGCCGGUGAGGCUCCGAUGCGAGGCCGAGCCCCGAGCUGACGUCACCUACUCGUGGAAAAUGGACGGACAGGCCCUGGCGCCGAGUCCACGACGCCACCAGGUCGAUGGCCACCUCGUCAUCAGCCGACUCGAUCGGCUACUCGAUAGUGGAAGCUUCGUCUGCGUGGCCACGAAUCGAAGGACCGGCGCGAGCAUCGAAAGCUCGCCGGCCAAGCUCAACGUUCAAUGGAUCAGCGAGUCGAGCGUGCAACUGCAGCAGCCCAAGCCCGCCCCGAUGAUCCGAGCCAACGGCCGGGUCGAGCUGCGCUGUCACGUCGACGGCAGCGGCGAGCUCAAGUACGAGUGGUUCAAGAACAGCCACAGCGUCCAGAUCGGGCCCGGCGACGGCCGCGUCGAGAAGCGCCGCAACCUCCUGGUGAUCAACGCGGCCAAGCCCGAGGACAACGGGGUCUAUCACUGCCUCGGGCGCAACGAGGCCGGCGCCUCGGCCCACGCCCACACGCUGCCCCUCAUAGUUCCCAGCAACGAGACUGCCGUGUUGAAGCGGGCCCCGGAGCGAUCGGUGGUGCGUCGGGGCGAGCCGGCGAGCUUCAGCUGCGUCUUCGAGAACGUCGACAAUAUACAGUGGUUCCUGGAGGACAAGGGACCCCUGGAGACGGACGACGAGCGCAUCGUGAUGGACAACGGGACCCUGCUGAUCAUGCGCGUGCACGACGGCCACAAGGGCUACUACACCUGUCACGGGAUCAGGGCCGACACGGCGCAGAUCUACGGAGCCGAGCUGCAGAUCGCCUACUUGAAAAAUCUGACCGAGGCGUCGUUCGAGCCAGCCCUGAACGAGCAGCUGGCCGUGGUCGGUGAAGGCCAAGAACUGCAGGUGAGUUGUCUGCCACCAGGUGGACUGCCGCAGCCGAGGGUCUUCUGGCGCGAUCAGCAGGGCCGCAUAAUCAGCGACUCGGGUCCGGUGCGGGUGCAGGACGACACCCUCAUCGUGGCCAAAGCCAAACCCGGCGUGGACGAGGGCAAUUACACGUGCGUCGCCGAGAAUCUGGCUGGAGCCACCGAAAUGACCGUGCACAUAGCCGUUUCGUGGCCAGCCGAGCUGCUGUCGUCGCCGCAACCGGUCGAAGUAGCCGAGGACGAGGGCGCCAAAUUUACCUGCACGUUCAAAGCCAUGCCCGCACCGAUAACGCGAGUCAGAUGGCUCAAGGACGACGAGCCGCUCCGAGGCAUGCCGAGAUACAAGCAGCUACACGAGCCCGAGGGUGGAAGCGCCAGUCUAGUCUUCAAGUCGGUUCACGCCGGCGACAAGGGCCGCUACGCCUGCGAGAUUUUGACCCUGGGUCAGCAGCGUCCAGUCCGAUCUCAGCCGGCCGCGUUGAUCGUCAAGGAGAAGCUGAAAUUUUCACCUGAGCCGGUUAACCGGCGCUUGGAGUUUAAUUCGACAGCCAAGAUCUCGUGCAAGGCGCAAGGCUCGACGGCUCCCACGUUGAGAUGGUCGAAAGUCGGCAGCAGCGAGCUGCCCAAGCACGUGCAAGACCUCAACGGUACGCUGCACUUCAGUGGCGUCUUGGAGAGCGACAAGGGCAAUUAUACCUGCGUGGCGAGCAACAGCCAGGGCGAAAUCAGCCACACGAUCAAGAUCGACGUAGUCAUCGGGCCGAAAUUCACGAUCAGACCGGAGAACGUAACCGCGACGGAGGGCCAGGCCGCGUGGCUGCACUGCGCCGCCGAGGGCGAUCCCAAGCCGGCCAUCCAGUGGGACAAGGACUCGCGCAUGAACAGCCUCGACGCGGAUCGUUUCGUGCUCAUGCCCAACGGCAGUCUGUACGUCAAGGAGGUCUACCUGAGCGACGAGGGCAAGUACGGCUGCACCGCAGGAAACAGUGGUGGCCUCAAGCGCGAAGAGGUUCAUCUCAGCGUUCGAGCUGUGGACGGCUACCGUUCAGACAUGGAGCUCGACUUGGCCGAGGAGAGCGGGAUGAUGACGAAAACGGUGAUAAUCACGUUGGGCGCCGCAGCUGCCUACAUGUUAUUGGUCAUAGGUCUGAUGGUCUAUUGUCGGCAUCGAAGGCGCAGGAGGAAGCAAAGAUAUCUGCAAGAACAAGUCGAUGGACAAGAGAAAGGAGGUGAAAACGAGGUGCAGGAGGAGCAGUGCGAACUCGGCGAGACGAUUACCAAGAGUCACAAAAGGGAGCACGGCCGUGACGCGCACAAGAGCGACGGCAACGACACGGCCCACAGUCAGAACAGCGGCUACUCGCGUCGAUCGAGAUCCAACUACGAUAAGAUGAUCAUCAGCCGAUCGAAUCUCGGCGAUCUGAAGCCACUUGGCCGAGGCGAGUUCGGCGAGAUUUUUUCGAGUAGAUACAAGGCGAGCGAGACGCCAUUGGACGGUUCUGCAGCCUCGUCAUCCGGCGGGCCCAAGGAGAUCUGCGUCAUGGUGAAGAAACUGACCAACACCAAGGACGAGACGGUGCUGCACGACUUCAAGCGUCACCUCGACCUGCUGCACAAGCUCAAUCACGAGAACGUGGCCAAGUUCAUUGGGCUGUGUCGCGAAGAGGAGCCCGACUUCAUGAUACUCGAGUACACGGACUGGGGCGAUCUGAAGCAGUUCCUGCUGGCGUCGAAGACGGGAAGCAAGGAGGCGGCACCUGGCGGCGACUCGACCAAACCCAGAGCGCCUCAGCUCACGGUGCCGCAGAUACUGUCGCUUGCCAAUCAGGCCGCGCGAGGACUGAAACACGUGGCCGACCAUCGACUGGUGCACAAGGACGUGGCCGCCCGCAACUGCCUCAUAUCCAGCAGCUACUGCCUCAAACUGUCACUCUCGUGCAUGUCCAAGGAGCCGCACCAGCGCGAGUACACCAAGUAUCGCAAUCAGAUAAUACCGCUGCGCUGGAUGCCCAAGGAGGCCGUGUUCGAGGACGAGUACUCGACCAAGAGCGACGUCUACUCGUACUCGUGUCUGCUCUGGGAGAUGUUCCAGCAGGGCGAGCUGCCCUUCAAAAAAUACAACGACGACUCGGUCAUCAAUCAGCUGAAGGCCCAGACGCUGACCUGGCAGGCGCACAAGGCGGCGCCGCCCCAGCUGCAGGAGCUCCAGAGGCAGUGCUGGUCGUACGAUCCGCGCGAGAGGCCGACCUUCGACGAGAUCUGCGACAGGCUGCGCGACAUAGUGGCCGAUUGCGCUCAAGUCUAAAGACUGGUA
Messenger RNA from Trichogramma pretiosum, 3331 nucleotides. Its product is annotated as inactive tyrosine-protein kinase 7-like. The transcript is spliced from 10 exons. The record is from RefSeq and is a predicted model, not a curated record. The coding region runs from base 17 to 3322 and encodes 1101 amino acids. Gene Ontology annotation, molecular function: cell-cell adhesion mediator activity; protein kinase activity; ATP binding. Gene Ontology annotation, biological process: homophilic cell-cell adhesion; protein phosphorylation; axon guidance. Gene Ontology annotation, cellular component: axon; plasma membrane. Lineage: Eukaryota; Metazoa; Arthropoda; Insecta; Hymenoptera; Trichogrammatidae.